Brassica oleracea var. oleracea is the source of this 1571-nucleotide messenger RNA. Its product is annotated as probable aminotransferase TAT3. The record is from RefSeq and is a predicted model, not a curated record. Gene Ontology annotation, molecular function: pyridoxal phosphate binding; transaminase activity. Bases 64 to 1383 code for a protein of 439 amino acids. NCBI's taxonomy places the organism in Eukaryota, Viridiplantae, Streptophyta, Magnoliopsida, Brassicales, Brassicaceae. The transcript has 7 exons. Gene Ontology annotation, biological process: biosynthetic process; amino acid metabolic process.
GAUUUAUCCAAGACAAACAAACUGUAUUCAUAACUAAAAGAAGAACCAAAACGCAGAUAAUCGAUGGCGACCAGCGGUAAUGACAACUGCAAUGCAAACGACAGUGUUUGGCAGUUCAGAGGAAACGGUGCGACGAGUGAUGCAGCUGCGGUAACAUUGAGAAAACUCGUGUUUGGAAUGUUUAAGAACUGCAACUUCAACAAUGGAAAGACCAUCUUGCCCUCCACGACUCAUAGCUUCAAGACUUGCCCUGAAGCGGAGGAAGCUGUGGCUGCAGCCGUCCGCUCCGGCAUGGCCAACUCAUAUGCACCUAGCCCUGGAAUUUUCAACGCUAGAAGAGCGGUGGCAGAUUAUCUAAAUUGCGAGCUUCCUACUAAGCUAAGACCGGAGGAUGUGUAUAUCACGGGCGGAUGCAACCAAGCGAUUGAGAUCGUAAUAGAUUCUCUCGCAGGCAAUCCAGCAGGCAACAUUCUGCUUCCUAAUCCAGGAUAUCCUCACUAUGAUGCUCGCGCUAUUCACAGCGGCGUCGAGGUUCGCAAAUACGAUCUCCUCCCGGAAAGAGAUUUUGAGAUUGAUCUGGAUGGCCUCGAGGCUGCUGCCGAUAAGAAUACCGUCGCACUUGUCCUCAUCAACCCCAACAAUCCAUGUGGAAACGUCUACACCUACGAUCAUCUUAAAAAGGUUGCGGAGAUGGCUAAAAAACUCGGUAUAGUGGUUAUAUCCGACGAAGUAUAUGAUAAGGUUGUAUAUGGAGAAAGGCCCUUUGUUCCAAUGGGUACAUUUGCAUCGAUAGCUCCGGUGAUCACGUUCGGAUCCAUAUCCAAAGGAUGGGUUGUACCUGGCUGGAGAAUUGGCUGGAUGGCCAUGAACGAUCCUAAUCGCAUUCUUAAAAAUGCAGGGGUAGUUGAAUCAAUCGAGGAUUGUCUUGAUCUAACUCCACAGCCUUCAUUUCUUCUUCAGGAAGCACUUCCUGAAAUAUUGGAGAAAACACCUAAGGAGUACUUCGUCAAGAAGAAUAAAGCUAUGAAACGCAAUGUAGAGCUUUCAUUUGAGAGGCUACGGGACAUCCCUUGUCUUUUUUGCCACAAGAAACCUGAAUCUUGUUCUUACUUAUGGUUAAGGCUUGACACAUCAGUGUUAGAUUAUAUAGAAAAUGAUCUCGAUUUUUGCACAAAGCUAGUCAGUGAAGAGAGUCUAAUCCUUGUACCAGGAGUGGCUUUAGGAGCAAAGAAUUGGGUGAGGAUCUCGAUCGGCACUGAAGAAUCAGAGUUAGCGGAAACAUUCGACAGAUUAAAAAGUUUCUACAGUCGUCAUGCCAUUUCCAAAGAAAAUAUCAAAUCCCAUGGUGAUACCGUUAAUCAGAUAGUUGUCGCUGUCAUCUGAUUGUAGUCAUUUUACUCCAAGGGGGGGGUGUAUUGAAUCUGAAAUUUGAAAUAAUUUGAAGUAAUUUGUAGAUGAUUACAGGAGAAUUAGAGAAUUUGGUGUGAUUUUUGUUAAAACACUCUAGAAUCUCAUCUAAAACAGUGAGUUUUGGAUUUUUAUUUUUAUAACUAAGAAACUCCCUUCAAACA